Messenger RNA from Symbiodinium necroappetens, 348 nucleotides. The record is from the annotation of a GenBank genome assembly. NCBI's taxonomy places the organism in Eukaryota, Dinophyceae, Suessiales, Symbiodiniaceae.
AUGAUAUCACUUCAGAUGGUUAUAGAGCUGGUUGGAAAGGGUGUCCUCACCGGAACCAUCGACAUGUCGAACGAAGUGGAGUUCCAGAUCUCUGCUACGGUCACCGCCAACAAGAACGGCGAGACGGAUGUUACCGUUAACAGCCUCGGCGUGAAGCAUGAGGAAGCCGUCAAGAUCGGCGCGAGCGCAGAGGCAUCGUUGAGAUUGAGCGCGGGGCCAGAGCUGGUAGUGUGGCCAAUGCCGGGUAUUCCGAUUACCUUCAUGCCCAAGAUCCAUGCUGAAGCUAAAGCGAAGGGGACCAUCCAGCACCCAAGCUCCUCGCCUUGCCUGUAUCUUGAAGUCACAUGA